This is a messenger RNA of Erinaceus europaeus (western European hedgehog), 1486 nucleotides long. It is a transcript of the gene MRPS5, whose product is annotated as mitochondrial ribosomal protein S5. Gene Ontology annotation, biological process: translation. Bases 77 to 1369 code for a protein of 430 amino acids. Gene Ontology annotation, cellular component: ribosome. The record is from RefSeq and is a predicted model, not a curated record. The transcript has 12 exons. NCBI's taxonomy places the organism in Eukaryota, Metazoa, Chordata, Mammalia, Eulipotyphla, Erinaceidae. Gene Ontology annotation, molecular function: RNA binding; structural constituent of ribosome.
GGCCUUUCCGACAAGGACUGGUCGAAUCAGGCAGUAGGGCAGGCAGCUUGAAUUGAGGCGCUCGUGCAGUUCCAUCAUGGCGGUCGCGGUGCGCGCCGCGGGCGCCCUCUCUGCACUGUGCGGUGUGCCGGCGGGUCAUUUAUGGUCCAGGAACCUUUACCUAAAGAGCUUUUCUAAAGCUUCUGCUUUGGCAUUGAAGCCUGCUUUCUGCAAUGGCCUGUUAUCAUCUCCAGGAACCACAGACAGCCAUCAUUUGACUAGCUUGACCCAUGCGCUACAGAGACAGUGCUUCAUUUCUUCUCCAAGUAACUUAAUGGUCCAGCAGUACAGAUCAUAUAGUUUUUUCACCACAUUGACUGCAGAUGAACUGUGGAAAGGUGCUUUAGCAGAGACUGGUGCUGGAGCAAGAAAGGGGAGAGGCAAAAGGACCAAAAAAAAGAGAAGAAAGAAUUUGAACAGGGGUCAGAUAAUUGGUGAAGGUCGUCGUGGUUUCCUAUGGCCUGGUCUGAAUGUCCCUGUUAUGAGAAAUGGAGUCAUACAGACCAUUGCCCAAAGAAGUAAAGAAGAGCAGGAAAAGGUAGAAGCUAAUAUGGUCCAGCAGAGAGAAGAGUGGGAUCGGAAGAAGAAGAUGAAGGUUAAACGAGAAAGAGGAUGGAGUGGAAAUUCGUGGGAAGGUGUCAGUCUUGGUCCUCCUGACCCUGGUCCUAAUGGAGAAACAUACGAAGAUUUUGAUACCAGGGUACUUGAGGUUAGAAAUGUUUUCAACAUGACAGCAAAAGAGGGAAGGAAGAGAUCAGUUCGUGUCCUGGUUGCUGUGGGGAAUGGCAAAGGAGCUGCAGGUUUUGCCAUUGGGAAGGCCACUGAUCGGAUGGAUGCUUUCAGGAAAGCAAAGAACAGAGCAAUUCACUAUUUGCACUAUGUAGAACGAUAUGAAGACCAUACAAUUUUUCAUGACAUUUCAUUAACAUUUAAAAGAACGCAUAUCAAAAUGAAGAAACAACCCAAAGGUUACGGUCUCCGCUGCCACCGGGCAAUUAUCACCAUCUGUAGGCUCAUUGGCAUCAAAGACAUGUAUGCCAGGGUUACUGGCCCUAUGAAUAUGCUCAACCUCACUCGAGGUUUCUUCCAUGGGCUCUCUCACCAGGAAACGCAUCAAAAACUGGCUGAUAAGAAGAGUCUCCAUGUUGUAGAAUUCCGGAAGGAAUGUGGGCCUCUGCCCAUUGUGGUUGCCUCGCCUCAGGGAGCCUUGAGAAAGGAUCCAGAGCCAGAAGAUGAGAUUCUAGAUGUCAGACUGGACUGGGAUGAAGUGAAGGCCCAACAGGGAAUGAAGCGCUCUGUGUGGUCAGGUGUAAAGAGAGCUGCCACAUAGCCUCCAUUUGGUGCACUGUCUACUUCUGUUCAGCAUCUAAAAGAGAGUCAAAUCCUUUUGAAAAGAUGGCUAAUCUUAGCCUCUUUAUUUACAAAUAAUAAAGAAUUACAGCUUUAA